AAGGGUAGUACCACUCUCAAUUAAAUUUAAUGGAGAUACUUAAUAAAGUAAACUCUAAAGGCUUAGAUAUGAUAGUCUCUGAGUUUUAGGUGGUUGAGGUGUGAUUACAUGUUAGCAGGUAAACAUGGGUAAGGAAUAGUUAGUAACAUGAUGAUGGAGAAAGAAGCAAACCACCCAUCGGUAGUCUCUAACAGUAGUAGUAACAUCAUCAUCGUCCCAAAAGAAGAGUCUCCUAGAAAGCCGCCACCGGUUUGUGGUGGCUCCGGAGGAGGAGAUAGGUUAAAAAGAGAUGAAUGGAGCGAAGGGGCAGUUUCAAGUCUGCUUGAAGCGUAUGAGGAGAGAUGGAUACUUCGGAACAGAGCGAAGCUAAAAGGUCAAGACUGGGAGGAUGUUGCAAGAUGUGUAUCGUCGCGUGCCAAUUCCACAAAGUCUCCAAAGACACAAACGCAGUGCAAGAACAAGAUCGAGUCCAUGAAGAAGCGAUACCGCUCUGAGUCUGCUUCUUCUGCCACUGCCACCUCCUCCUGGCCGCUCUGCCCCCGAAUUGAUCUUUUACUACGUGGUGGAAUUGGAAGUGGAGGAAGUGGAGGAACUAUAACUCUUCCUCCGCCUCCUCCUCCUUCACCGCCGGCACCACCAACAACCAACCCUUUAGUGCUAUUGGAAUCAUCACUUCCACCACAACAACCACCUGUGCCGCAGCUGCCACCACCACCACCACCUCCACCUCCUCCUCCUCGUCCGCCUCCUCGUCCGCCUCUUCCUCUCGGAAUUGUUGCACAUAACUCGCAUGGUUCCAAUGGCGUUGAUCAGGGAGCGAAGGAAGAUGGAGUGAGAACCAAAUUGUCCGAUGAUAUGUUGGACAAAAAUCUUGCUAUUGAUACAGAUAGUAGCACACCUGCUCUGUACAGCGACAAAGAGAGGUUAUUGGAGUUGAAGUUGAAGUCAAAAAACUUGAAGAUGAGAAUGAAAAAAAGGAAGCGGAGGAAGAGGAGAAAGGAAGGGGAAGAUAGGGAGGUAGGCGAGAGCAUAAGGUGGUUAGCAGAAGUAGUAUUAAGGUCAGAACAAGCAAAGAUGGACACAAUGAAAGAGUUAGAGAGGAUCAGGGUCGAAGCUGAGGCCAAGAGAGGAGAAAUCGAUCUUAAAAGAACUGAGAUCAUUGCUAAAACCCAGUUGGAGAUUGCUCGACUCUUCUCUAGCAAAGCCAUUGAUUCUUCUUUCAGAAUUGGAAAAAGUUAGAGUUGAGGAUUAUCUAGUGUAAUGGAAAAAAUUAUGAUAUGUUGUACACAAUUUUUGAAAAUGUGAGAGAGAGAGAGAGAGAUUUAAAAAUUAAAAUGUUCAUAUAAAAGUUCAUGUAAUGUUCUCUUUCAUUAAUUAAUGUAAACUGUUAGAUAUUAUAAUUAAUUA
Molecule: messenger RNA, 1407 nt
Organism: Camellia sinensis
Lineage: Eukaryota; Viridiplantae; Streptophyta; Magnoliopsida; Ericales; Theaceae
Source: RefSeq, a predicted model, not a curated record